Didymodactylos carnosus is the source of this 2049-nucleotide messenger RNA. The record is from the annotation of a GenBank genome assembly. Lineage: Eukaryota; Metazoa; Rotifera; Eurotatoria; Philodinida; Philodinidae.
CGAGAUUCUCAUGCCGGUAUGUAAAAUUUAAAUGAGUUUUUACCUUAAAAUCCUGAAAAUUUGACAGUUUUUACUUCAGAAAUACUAAUAAAACUUCAUGAAAGUUUCAAAAGUUUUUUGAAAUGAGAGGCUUCUAAUACGUUUUUCACAUCGACCUCUCCAAUGGGGGCUUCUAAUAGGGGAGUUUUGGGGGCGGGUUAGCUUGAAAUGCUGAGGUUAUGAAAUUCUUCGCAAUUUCAGAUUUUCAGAAUCUUAGAGUAUGAUAGUCUCCGAAGUGCUGAAUAACAUGCUUCUCGGGAUUGAUAACUAUUCAGAAAUUCUUAAAUUCCGAAUCUCUAAAUGUUUGUGAAUUCAGGGAAACGUGGCAGCGUAAAUUUCUGAGAUUGUGAAAUCAUAAAACCUAUGAAAUUCUGAGAUUCUCGAAUUCUAGAGUGUUCAGAUUCAGAAAUUGCGCAGUUUCUGAAAACUCGAAAACAUGUGAAGCUCUGACUGUCUUGAGAUUCUGGAAUUAUGAAAUUCCUGAGAUUAUGAAAGUCUGUGGUUCUGAAAUUCUGGCGAUUGUGGAGUUCUGAUCGUCUCAAGAUUAUGGAGUUAUGAAAUUCCUGAUAAUUUGGCAGCUCUGUAACAUUUGGAUCAAAUAGCCUUUUUAUCUAAAAUGAAACUUAUUUAUGAUCUAGAUAAAAGACGGCAUCGCACCAUAUAAAAUCCCAUUAGUUUCUUUACGAAAAAUCAUAUUUCAGCGGCAUCAUCAUCAUGACUUCAACAAAUGAUUUAUCGCACGAAACCUUGCCACAUUGCACGAAACAUUGCACAUUACUAUUUCUAAAAAUGUGUCAGGAUUCUGAUAAUUUUUUCCACACUUGACCCCGACUUUCGCCUCCAGUAUCCAGGCAGAGAAUUUUAGAACAGAAUUUUUAGAGUCUUUCGUACCGAAUAAUUUUAGAAUUCUAAACUAUUAAAAAUCUAAAAUUUCAGAAUUUUAAAAUUCUACAAUAUUAGAAUCGCAGAAUUCUGAAGUGUUUCGCUGCUGACCCUAUCUUUGUCUCAUAGGCUUGUAAAAAUUAUAUUGUAAUUUAGUGGUCCUUUAAUUCCGAAUUCGUCUAUAUACACACAUAUGUGACUACAUGAAUUUCUGAGUUCCUGAGUACCUAACUUCAUAUAUGUACACACACAUAUAAACUUCAAAAUUUAUUCGUCGUUUUAGACUCUCAACAUUAGUACAAUUGUCCGAGCUAUGUGAGACAGGGUCUGAAGUAUCUGUCGUAAAAAUUUCAACUCAAUCGAACCAUUUUCUUGAGGGAUCGUAAUAUGACUGGAUGAAAGCUCAUAAAAGAAGAUGUCAAAAAAUUCUGAGCAAAAAUACAUCGAUUUUCUUUUUCGGUAUUUAACUCUGGUAUAAAUUUGGAGCCAAUGGGAUCUUUGCUUCCAUCUUUAGCAACAGGAUCAAAAGGAGACGGGGUGUCCUUAAACGGUCCAAAAUGAGAGUAAACUUUUCAUACAAUUGAAGUAAUUAUUCAAAAUCAGAGGAAAGAUACCUCUCGUCCCCUCCUAUCACGACGUCCUUGUUCUCCAUAUAACACCAGUCUAGUGGCAAGUGUAGGUUGUUUCUUCACUGAAUUGUAGACAUUUUCAUCUCAUGUAUUUUUCUUACGAUGGAUACUUCUUUAGGUAAUGGCUGAGAAAGUACGAGAAGGUAUUCGACAAGCCGAAAAGGGUCUACAAAAUGAAAAUCAACAAUUGUUAUCCCAAGAAGGCAUCUUACGUCAACUACCGAUAGUUUCCAAUCUUUUAAGUUGGUGGUCACCAUCAAUCUCACCAACGAUAAAAGGUCUUUCAUUUGAUUUAAAAUCGGGGGCACUUGAAAGUACCGAACCCGUUCAUCGCUAUCAUAUGCAAAUACAAAAUACCUCGACCAUCGAUCAACAUGAUCUUCAACAACAGGCAAAUAUGCAUCGAGAACAGUCAGACUCAAUGGCACACCAGAGUGAAAAUGAAACGUCUUCCUCGCCUUCGUCAAUACCAAUAACUAAUGAAAAAAAUUCGCAAUAA